CACAGUGAGCUAAGAAACGUUAUCAGGGCGCACACACCGCGGCGCGCACUGAUCCACUUGUUAUUCUUGUACUGACUGGUUGAGGUUUGGCUGUGGAGCAGUAACCUGGAGACCUUCUGAGGACGCAGACAUGGAAAAAGGAGCAAGACCCAACUGGGACAACCCCAUAGAGUUUGUUCUGGCAUGUGUAUCGUACGCAGUCGGACUGGGAAACGUGUGGCGUUUUCCAUACCUUUGUCAAAUGCACGGCGGAGGUGGAUUCUUGAUUCCAUAUUUGGUCAUGCUGAUUCUAGAGGGUGUUCCCUUAUUCUACUUGGAGCUUGCCAUUGGUCAGAAGAUGAGUAGAGGCAGCAUCGGGGCAUGGACUGCCAUCAGCCCAUAUUUGGGAGGAAUAGGUCUUGCUAGUGUUGUGACAUCCCUGUAUCUGUGUCUCUAUUACAACAUCAUCAAUGGAUGGAGUUUCUGGUACCUCUUUCAUUCAUUUCAAUCAGUCCUGCCAUGGGCAGAGUGCCCAAUCAAUUCCAACUGGACAGGACCUAUAGAGGAGUGUGAAACGGCUACACCCACCCAGUACUUCUUCUACAGGCAAACACUAAACAUCUCGUCUUCUAUUGAAGAAAAUGGAGGCAUUCAUACAGGCCAGGCCCUGUGCCUCCUGCUUUCCUGGCUGAUUACCUACCUGUUCAUUGUCCGAGGAGUAAAGUCAACUGGAAAGGUUGUGUACUUCACAGCCACAUUUCCAUAUGUGGUCCUCUUCAUCUACCUGAUCCGGGGCGUCACUCUUCAUGGUGCCAUCAAUGGUGUCAAAUACAUGUUCACACCAAAGAUGGAACAGCUUGCCAACCCUACUACAUGGAUCAAUGCGGCCACUCAGAUCUUUUUCUCUUUGGGUUUGGGUUUUGGGACACUCAUAGCCUUUGCCAGCUAUAACCAGUACAACAACAACUUUGAGCGCCAGGCCAUCGUUGUUUCUGUCAUCAACAGUGGAACCUCCAUCUUUGCCAGCAUUGUCACUUUUUCCAUCUAUGGGUUCAAGGCCACUGUCAACUACGAGGACUGUCUCGAGAGGAGGUGGACAGUUUCUCCAUGGAGGACACGCUUACUGCUACUGAAUGCCUUUGAUCUAGCAGAGGACAGUAUCACCAUGAACAAUGUCAGUGACUGGAUUGAGAAACUGAAUGCAACAUACCCAGAGCAGUUUGCUGAACUCAGCAACAAACUGGAAGAUUGUAACCUGGAGAGUGAGCUAGACACCGCUGUGGAGGGGACAGGUUUGGCCUUCAUUGUGUACAGUGAGGCCAUUAAGAAUAUGCCAUUGUCUCAGCUGUGGUCAGUGCUGUACUUCAUUAUGCUCCUCCUGUUGGGAAUGGGCAGCAUGCUGGGCAACGUCACUGCCAUCAUCACCCCACUACGAGACUUCAAGGUUGUGUCCAAAAUAAGCAACGAGUUGUUUAACGGUUUAGUGUGUUUGUUUUGUCUGCUACUUGGCCUGGGCUUCACCACCACAUCUGGAAAUUAUUGGUUUACCAUGUUCAACGACUAUGGAGCCAAUUUCUCGCUGCUGUUUGUUGUCCUCGUUGAGGUCAUAACUGUCAGUUACAUCUAUGGAAUUAGAAGGUUUGAAAAAGACAUAGAAGACAUGCUUGGUCAUCGUCCCAACUGGUACUGGAAGAUCAUGUGGGCAAUAGUCAGUCCCCUUCUCCUCAUCACCCUCUUCAUCAUCUACAUUGUCAAUUACAUCAAAGGAGGGACACCCACCUACCAAGCAUGGAACAAAGAGCUGGGUAAGUCAGUGGUGAUGCAGUAUCCUGUCUAUGGUCAAGUCUUCAUCGGGCUGCUGCUGGUGUCAUCAGUCAGCUGUGUUCCCCUCACAGCUCUGUAUGUCUACUGCAGAAAGAGGAAAGGUGGUAACUAUCACCAGAAGCAGCAGGCUGUCAACACAGCAUCUAGUUAUCGACCAGAAGAUGACAGGGACUAACCUCCCAACAUCACCUGCUUUCCUCAACACCUCCUGUCUCGGUCAUUUAGCUGGCCUAUCUAUGUCCUUCAUUGCAGCUGUACUGCUGCAAUAAAUGCAGCAGUACAGUAUUUAUUGGUUUGGGGUAUUUUGAGGGGAAUGUAUUACUGUACAUUUUUUCCUCAUUAUUAAAUCACACUUAUGAUUCUAAUAAAAACUCUGCACAUUGAAAGAUAUUCAAGUUCAACUGUGCAACAUGAUAUUAUUGCAGAUAUUUUGUUUACUCUCCAAACAUUUAGAUUGAAUAAAGUUGUAAUUUACCACUUUUA
Molecule: messenger RNA, 2286 nt
Organism: Epinephelus lanceolatus (giant grouper)
Lineage: Eukaryota; Metazoa; Chordata; Actinopteri; Perciformes; Serranidae
Gene: slc6a20
Product: solute carrier family 6 member 20
Biological process (GO): L-proline import across plasma membrane; sodium ion transmembrane transport; glycine transport
Cellular component (GO): apical plasma membrane; plasma membrane
Molecular function (GO): proline:sodium symporter activity; L-proline transmembrane transporter activity
Source: RefSeq, a predicted model, not a curated record